CCUUUUCGUCUUUUUCUAUGUAAAAUCCCCAAUUUUCCUUCGCCCAUUUUCACUCUCAAUUCUCAGCUCCAAUGGACGAAAACGAUGAUUUCUCCGUUCCUACUCCAUCUCUCAAGCAGAAACUCAAAAACUCCCUCUGUUUCUCCUGUUGCUUCCCUCACCGCCGUCCUCCGCCGCCGCCGCCGUCAUCGUCCGAUGAGAAUCCGGCGCUGAUUUGGGUCAACAACGAUGAACCUAGUAACCUUCCAAAAUUAAAAGAUAAGGUGUUAAACGUUCUGAAUUUCGUCGGAACUGGAUCGAAUCGACACAAAAGACACGCUUCUACUGAUUUCCGUUACGAUCCGAUGAGUUAUUCGCUGAAUUUUGAAGAUGGAUUUGAUGAUAAUGAAGAAAUUGCUCCUUUGAGGAAUUUCUCCUCUCGACUUCCUCCUUCGCCGCCGGUGAAAUCCAUGCCAGUGAGGGAAGUAGCUGCUGCAAGUUAAGUGCUUUUGUGUGGUAAUUUUACUCUGUUUUGUUGUUUUUUUCCUUUAUAGAGAUGAAAUUACAGUUGAGUUUGAUUCUGUACAUAGAUUUAUAAUCUUAAAAUUCUUGCCUUUUUUCGCUGUUU
Messenger RNA from Solanum verrucosum, 607 nucleotides. RefSeq lists its product as uncharacterized. Bases 72 to 482 code for a protein of 136 amino acids. The record is from RefSeq and is a predicted model, not a curated record. The transcript has a single exon. NCBI's taxonomy places the organism in Eukaryota, Viridiplantae, Streptophyta, Magnoliopsida, Solanales, Solanaceae.